Messenger RNA from Ambispora gerdemannii, 669 nucleotides. NCBI's taxonomy places the organism in Eukaryota, Fungi, Glomeromycota, Glomeromycetes, Archaeosporales, Ambisporaceae. The record is from the annotation of a GenBank genome assembly.
AUGUUUCAGGCGUUUGUUGAAUGGAACAAGCGUGAUUUCAAUAACUUUAUUACUGCGACUGCUAAAUAUGGAAGAGAUGCUUUAAUAGACAUUGCAGCGGAAAUUGAAGGUAAAUCAUACAAGGAAGUUCAAGAAUAUGCAAGAGUCUUUUGGGAAAGGUAUCAAGAGUUGUCAAAUUAUGAAGAAAUCAUAGCAAAAAUCGAGCGAGGGGAAACAAAGUUACAACAAACACAAGAAAUCCAACAACUUCUCCAGGAAAAAAUAUCAAAAUACCGGACGCCACUAAGUCAACUCGAAAUCCCAUACAACCUAAACAAAGGCAAGUCCUUUACUGAAGAAGAAGAUCGGUUCAUUCUAGUCGCUCUCGCAAAAUACGGCUACGGAACAGAGGAAGUCUACGAUAAGAUUCGUAAUGAUAUUGAAAAGUUUCCGCCAUUCCGAUUCAACUGGUUUAUCAAAUCUCGAACUUCAUCGGAGCUUUCUAGACGUUGCACCACGCUAAUUUCGUAUUUACAGAAAGAACAGUCGGAGAUUGAAGAGAAAGAAGAGGAAGAACGAAAGGAAGCGGAACUUAAACGAAAAGCUGCAAACAAUAACAACAAUAACAAUAAAAAGCGACAAGUAGAAAUCACUAACGGAAAUUCUACUCCAAAACGAAGCCGUCGUUAA